UCCCCAUAAAACCUCUUCUCCUUCCCGUCUCUCUCUCUCUCUCUCUCUCUCUCUCUCUCUGUAUCUGUGUCUGAAAAUAAAAAGACGAAAAUGCCCACCAAACAACCCUAGCCAUGGCAAUCCAAGCUUCCUGACCGAAACCCUCCGACACGCUCCGAAACAUGCCCGGUACGGUUCCCGACAAAGACGCGCUCUUCCCUUAGCGAUCAUCGGCCGAUCGGACGGUGGAGAACGGAUUCCUGUUUGGGAGAUCUGAGCCAUGGCUUCUGGAAAAGGGAAUCUGGAGCGGAUCCGACGCGGGCUCCGUACGAUUUUCUUCAUGCUGACAAUGGUGGCGUCGCUUCUCGUCCUGUCGCUGCCGAUCCUCGUCGCCGCUGGCGACAUGCUGGUUUCGUUCGCUCUUAUUUCGAGCUUUACGUGCUUCAGUUGCUACGGAUUCAGAGAUCAGAUGCAGAGAUACAGUUUCAAGAGCUCUUUGAUCGAUAUCCCUCUCGUCUCGGUCUUCCGAUCGCUUGUCAUCACGUGUGUUUAUUCCUUGUGCGAUGGGCCGGGGCUGUCCCACGGCCCUUAUCUUGGAACGACAACGUUAUUUUCGUUCAUAUCAAUUCUCAUUCUAUCAGUGAAGGCUUGCAUUUUUACGGCAAAUUUGGAGGUUGAACCUGAAGCUUCAACCCAAUUGGCAAGGCAGAAGCUCCAUCUGAAGAAGUCGUGGGGGAUGCCUGUUCUUUUCCUUUCUUCGCUUGUUUUUGCUCUUGGGCAUGUUGUGGUCGCUUAUCGGACUAGCUGCAGAGCACGGAGGAAGCUCUUGUUCCACAGAGUCGAUCCUGAAGCUGUUUUAGCCUGCAAGAACGUGUUUUCUGGAGGCUACCAGAAGGUCCCUCGAUCUCCCACACCCUGCUCGGGAAGAACCUCAAAGAGCGACAGUGAAAUGAAAAGAAAAGCCCCAGCAUCAGGCCGUAAUGAAGGGGAACUCCCAAUCAGAUUACUUGCUGAUAUUGACAGCUUGUUCAUUACCUGUCAAGGUCUCACAGUUCAUUACAAGAUCAGCCUUCCUGAAUCAGCUGUCUCACGAUCCCUGGCCUCUACUACAUUCCUCGAAUCCAAUCCCAAUUGCAGCUCACCACGUAUCACCCCAGGAAGACUUAAGUUUGACAGGCCACCUCUGACAGUUCCAUCCAAGAGUCAGUAUCAUCAUCUCCACAGGAGCCUUAGCAACCAGUUCCACAGUAAUUCUCUAUAUGCUCCACUGUUGGCUGGUUCUGGCACAUCUGCUUGUCCUCCUUUUUCCUCAGAUGAAAUACCUGCUUUGAACCUAGAUGGUGGUGAAAGAGAAGCAGGUUUGUCAAAUUCAAUGAGUUCGGAAGGUGCAGAGGGCAUUGGCAAGUUUGGUGUUGUUUUGGUGCAUGGAUUUGGUGGUGGGGUUUUCUCAUGGAGACAUGUGAUGGGGGUCCUGGCUCGGCAGAUUGGAUGCACAGUUGCAGCCUUUGAUAGACCUGGAUGGGGCUUAACUUCCAGGCCUCGCAGGAAGGACUGGGAGGAGCAGCAGUUGCCAAAUCCAUAUAAGCUUGAGUCGCAGGUUGAUCUGCUCCUUUCUUUCUGUUCGGAGAUGGGGUUUUCUUCAGUUGUGCUUGUUGGUCAUGAUGAUGGGGGGCAGAUUGCUUUGAAGGCUGCAGAGAGAAUCCGAGCAGCUGCAGGCCCUGUGCAGGUGGAGAUCAAGGGAGUGGUACUCCUUAGUGUCAGCUUGUCAAGGGAAGUUGUUCCUGCCUUUGCCCGUAUCCUCCUGCAUACUUCAUUGGGAAAGAAGCACAUGGUUCGCCCUCUACUGCGUACUGAGAUUGCUCAAGUGGUGAAUCGCCGUGCGUGGUAUGAUGCUACAAAGCUAACCACAGAGGUUUUGAACCUCUACAAGGCACCGUUAUGUGUGGAAGGUUGGGAUGAAGCACUUCAUGAGAUAGGAAGGCUGUCAUCUGCUACCGUCCUCUCAUCAAAAAAUGCAGCAGCUUUGCUGGAAUCAGUGGAAGAACUGCCAGUUUUGGUAGUUGCAGGUGCUGAGGAUGCACUUGUCUCACUAAAAUCUGUUCAAUAUAUGGCUUCAAAGCUUCUAAAUUCUAGGCUAGUUGCAAUAUCUGGAUGCGGGCACCUCCCUCAUGAGGAGUGCCCCAAGGCGCUACUUGCAGCAUUAUCACCCUUCAUAACAAGAUUACUAUCAUUACCACCAGAUCAUCAUCAAGAGAGCUUGCAAAGACAUUAGUAAAUAUAUAAAUAUUUUUCACAUUAGGUUUCUAUAUAUAUUAGAAGCUUUUGUGCUAUUACCUCAGGGUUAGAGCCUAACCAAUUGCUUCUCUUGUUGGAUGGGUGUUUUCGGGAGGAGUGGGUGGUCAAAGGGGUGUGGGUGUGUGUGUGUUGUGGGUUUUGGAGCCAGACCCUAUUUGUUAGGGUUUUAGAGCUCCCAUAUGUAUUUUCUUUUUCUUGCUCUGUUUUCUUCCUCUUUCUUCUUCUUAUGUUGCUUUUGUGGCUGUCCGAGAAUUUCAAAUUGUUAUUUUCCACUAAGUGAGUGGGGAAUAUCAUAUAUUUGUACAUUUUACCAGAGCUGAUUGCAUAUAUGCCAGAAAAGGUGUAUUGCAUUGCA
Messenger RNA from Magnolia sinica, 2629 nucleotides. RefSeq lists its product as uncharacterized. Gene Ontology annotation, molecular function: catalytic activity. NCBI's taxonomy places the organism in Eukaryota, Viridiplantae, Streptophyta, Magnoliopsida, Magnoliales, Magnoliaceae. The transcript is spliced from 7 exons. The record is from RefSeq and is a predicted model, not a curated record. The coding region runs from base 260 to 2251 and encodes 663 amino acids.